This is a messenger RNA of Styela clava, 599 nucleotides long. Its product is annotated as DNA-binding protein SMUBP-2-like. Lineage: Eukaryota; Metazoa; Chordata; Ascidiacea; Stolidobranchia; Styelidae. Gene Ontology annotation, cellular component: cytoplasm; nucleus. Gene Ontology annotation, molecular function: ATP binding; ATP hydrolysis activity; 5'-3' DNA helicase activity. The record is from RefSeq and is a predicted model, not a curated record.
UUGAGAUCACAACUUGCAAAAUUUGUGGUAAAAAGCUGGCGUCUGAAAACAUAAAACUCCAUGAAAUUCACUGUGAACGUUUAAAAGCAAUGAAAGAUAAAUUCCAAUCAAACAAACAACAAAAUCCUAAAAGUUCUCAAAAAUCGCACAACUCAAAGAUUAAGAAAAAUAAGAACAAAAAUAAACCACAAAUGAGUGACGAUAAUUUACUUAACGAGGCAAUUCGUUCAAACAAAAUUUGUGCUGGAAACUCUUGCGAACAAUCGACCACUUUAUUGGGACAGGUUUGCCCAUUUUGCAAAAAGACAUUCUGUUUGCAACACCAUAUGCCUGAAGUACAUGGUUGCGGCUCUGCAGCACAUUCGUCAGCAAGACGACAAAUAUCCAGAGAUGGAGUGUUAUAUAAUGGAAGUGGUGUUCCCAGUAAAAAACUACCACCUGAUAAACAUGCAAAUUUGCAGCGUAAACUGGGAAGUAAAUUGAAAGAAAUGGAAGAUAAAAGAAAAGCUGUGAACAAAAAGAAAUAAUUUAUUGUUAUUAGAUCUCCACUGUGAAAAUUUAGCAUUCUUUUAACAUGUAUUAAACAACUUCAAAUAUUU